Megalobrama amblycephala (Wuchang bream) is the source of this 2796-nucleotide messenger RNA. It is a transcript of the gene avil, whose product is annotated as advillin. NCBI's taxonomy places the organism in Eukaryota, Metazoa, Chordata, Actinopteri, Cypriniformes, Xenocyprididae. Gene Ontology annotation, biological process: actin polymerization or depolymerization; actin filament severing; barbed-end actin filament capping. The record is from RefSeq and is a predicted model, not a curated record. Gene Ontology annotation, molecular function: phosphatidylinositol-4,5-bisphosphate binding; actin filament binding. Gene Ontology annotation, cellular component: actin cytoskeleton; cytoplasm.
UAUGGACAAAAAAGGGCAUAUUUUGCUUCGUGCCUUACUAGGGUCAAAGAGAAUCUUGGACUUAUUCACUUGUCUCUGGACUAAACACAACAGUUUUCAUCUCAGGAGAAUCAUCUCUUUGGACUUCAAGUCUGGUGUCACUGUUGAAUCAUGCAGAACACAUUCAGAGCCGUCACACACUCUCCAGGGAUACUCAUCUGGAGAAUCGAGAAAAUGGAUCUUGUAUUGGUCCCGGAAAAAGCUCACGGACAGUUUUAUGAAAGCGACUGCUAUUUACUGCUCUCAACACGCAAAGGUGGCAGAUCUGCAUACUAUGACAUUCAUUAUUGGAUUGGUUCCAUGUCUACAAUGGACGAACAAGGAGCCGCUGCUGUCUAUGCCAUUCAGCUGGAUGAAUUCCUGGGCUCCUCACCUGUGCAGUACAGAGAGGUUCAGCACCACGAGUCCAGCAUCUUCUGUGGAUAUUUCAAACAGGGCAUCAUUUAUAAGUCAGGAGGGGUGUCAACAGGAAUGAACCAUGUGGAAACAAACACUUACAACGUUCAAAGACUGCUGCAUGUGAAAGGAAAAAGAAAAGUGACCGGCACAGAGGUGGAAGUUAGCUGGAACAGCUUUGACACUGGGAGUGUCUUUCUGUUGGAUCUGGGCAAGACCAUUAUCCAGUGGAACGGCCCUGAAAGCAACAGACAAGAACGUCUGAAGGGCAUGAUGUUGGCCAAGGACAUCAGGGACCGUGAGAGAGGGGGUAGGGCAGAAAUUGGGGUGAUUGAGGGGGAUGCAGAGGCAAAAUCGCCUUUGUUAAUCGAAGUUAUGGUGAGCAUUAUGGGAGAACGGCCCUCUACGCUGCCCAGCGGGACGCCUGAUGAAAUAUCUGACCAGGAACAAAUGGCGAAGCUCACCCUCUAUCAUGUGUCAGAUGCAAAUGGAUCUAUGAAGAUCGCAGAGAUCGCAACCAGUCCACUAACACAAGACAUGCUGAAUCACGAUGACUGUUACAUUUUGGACCAGGGGGGAAUGUCAAUAUUUGUGUGGAAGGGGAAGACAGCCAACAAGGCAGAGAGGCAAGCAGCAAUGACCAGGGCUCUGGAGUUCAUUAAACUGAAGGGUUAUCCACUCAGUACUAAAGUGGAGUCUCUCAGUGACGGAGGGGAAUCGGCUCUCUUUAAACAACUCUUCAAGAGCUGGACUGUCAGAGAGCAGACAGCAGGUCUGGGCCGGACACACACUGUCGGGAGAAUCGCUGAUGUCCCUCAAGAGAAAUUUGAUGCCACUAGGAUGCAUGUGAUGCCCGACAUUGCUGCCCAAGAGCGUAUGGUGGACGAUGGCAGCGGACAAAAGCAGGUAUGGCGCAUUGAGAAUUUGGAGAUGGUGGAGGUAAAUCCUGAAAUGCACGGAUACUUCUAUGGAGGCGAUUGCUAUCUAAUUCUGUACAGCUAUGAUGUUAACGGCAGGAAGAGCUACAUUCUUUACAUGUGGAAGGGCCGUCAUGCUUCUCAGGAUGAAAUUACUGCCUGUGCGUAUCAGGCUGUGACUCUGGACCAGCAAUAUGGUGGCGAGCCUGUUCAAGUGAGAGUCUCCAUGGGAAAGGAGCCGCGCCACUUCAUGGCCAUUUUCAAGGGCAAACUGGUGAUCUUUGAGGGAGGGACUUCCAGAAAGAGUGCUCAAGAGCCAGAGCCCCCUGUCCGCCUGUUUCAGAUCUGUGGCUCUCAACCAAGCAAUUCAAAAGCAAUAGAAGUUCCAGCUCUGGUAGCCUCUCUCAACUCCAAUGAUGUCUUCCUUUUGAAAAGCCAGUAUGGUGUCUACCUGUGGUAUGGCAAAGGCUCCAGUGGUGAUGAAAGAGCCAUGGCGAAAGAGGUGAGCUCCUUUAUUGGCCGAGGAUCAUCAGAGGAAAUUAUGGCUGAGGGACAGGAGCCAAAUGAGUUUUGGGAAAUCUUAGGUGGAAAAACAUCAUACGCAAGUGACAGAAGAUUACAGAUGGUCACUUCAGAUCAUCAACCACGCCUUUUUGAAUGCUCCAAUAAGACGGGCCAGUUUAUUGCGACUGAGAUAACCCAGUUCGCACAGGAUGAUCUGAGAGAGGAUGACGUAAUGCUUUUGGACACGUGGGAUCAGGUAUUUUUGUGGAUAGGAAAUGAGGCAAAUGAUGUGGAGCGUCGGGAAUCUGUGACAACUUGCCAGGAAUACCUGCGGACUCAUCCUGGAUCCCGAGACCCCGACACUCCUAUAAUGAUUGUGAAGCAGGGCUUUGAGCCCCCUACCUUUACUGGUUGGUUCACUGCCUGGGACCCUACAAAAUGGAGUGGUGGCAAAACCUAUGAGCAGCUGAAGGAGGAGUUAGGAGAGAUUACAUUGCCAGCUAAAGUUGAAUCUCAAUCCUCUGAUGUAGAGAACAAAAGCAUCUCACAAUAUCCACCAGAAAUGCUGAUUAACAAACUGGCUGGAGAACUACCAGAAGAUGUGGACCCCACCCAGAGAGAGAAACAUCUCUCUGACCAGGAUUUCCAGACCAUAUUUGGAAUGUCGAAAGAAGAGUUUGACAGUUUGCCUCAAUGGAAAAAGAAGACCAUUAAGAAGGAAAAAAGACUGUUUUGAAAGCCGUAUAUGUUUGUUGGCGCUGCUAGAGGGAGCAGGGAGCUUUCCCAUUUAAAGAGAAAUAGUUAAUUUAAAUCUUUUGUCAUAAUUGAUAUUACUAAUUGUGUAAUAGUUAAUAUGUUCCAGAGACAAUGAGCAUAUCACCAAGCAUAUUUAAUUGUUGCUGUUUUUGGAGAGAAGCAAAAUAAAAUAUGUAUAUUUACA